CUCUUCGGAGAGUUAGUGUUAGAGGGUGUAGACGACGACGGACUGCAAUCACGACCGAAUUUGCCGACGACGACGCGGCAGUAGCCAGAGGAGUUCCAUCACGUCCGACAAAGUCCCAAAAUUGCUGCUGCUAUUUUCGGUGGAUUGAAUUGUGAUUUUUUUGGGUUCGAGAUUGGAUCCGGACACUUGCGGAAAUUUGCUUGAAAUAUUGCUACAAUAUUGCACGGUCUCACGGUGUUUUUUUUUUUUUUUUGUUGAGUGAUAUCUCAGGGUGAGGGCCGUGUUGUGACGAGGUACCAACUACAGGCAGGAGGUAUAUCUUGGACUGAGUGACUAAAAGGUGCAGCAUCCGAGCGGCGGCGACGACGACGACGAGCAGAGCAGGAUGGGACUCAAGGACUGCGAAAUUGAGCUGGACAACCCGUACAACACGUAUUACGCCGGCCAGACCGUGAACGGGAAAGUUACGUUCACCUUCGAUUCGCCGAAGAAAGUUCGAGGAAUCGUGAUAAAGUUCGCCGGUGAAGCGGAAACCAAGUGGAGCCAAACCGAAACGAAAACCGAUCAGGAGGGAAAGCAGUACGAAAGUACGACGAACCUGACCGGCCAGGAAGAGUACUUCCAAAUCCAGUACUAUCUGUUGGGCGGUAAAAACAGCAAUGAAAUCGAACUGGAAGCGAAAAGUCACACGUAUCCGUUCACCUGUGCUCUUCCGCCGACACUUCCGUCCUCAUUCGAGGGAGAAUGGGGCUUCGUGAGGUAUACGAUAAAGGUCACGCUGGAUAGGCCGUGGAAGUUUGAUCAGGACUUGAAGAUGGCGUUCACCGUAAUUUCACCGGUUGAUCUUAACCAGAAUCCAAGGGUAAAGGAUCCGUUCAAGCUGGAGCUGGAGAAGACGUUCUGCUGCUUUUGCUGUGCCUCUGGUCCGCUCAGCCUGAUUAUUCACAUUCCAGUGACGGGAUUCGUGUCGGGUCAGACGAUUCCGCUGACGAUCGAGUGCGAUAACGCUAGUAACGUUGGCGUUGACUCGGUUAAGCUGACCAUGCGCAAGCUGCUGGCCUUCCACGUGAUGACUCCACGUCGUGAGACCAAAAAGAAAAAGGAGGUCAUCUCGGAAAUUUCCGUCGGUCCGGUCGAGGGUGGUAACAGCCAAACCUGGAGCCAGCACAUUCAAAUUCCUCCGCUGCCGCCGUCCAACCUCGUCAACUGUGGCAUCAUCGACGUCGAUUACGACAUCAAGGUGGAAGCUGUUGUGUCCGGGCCGCACGCCAACCUGGACGGAAACAUCCCGAUCGUGGUGGGAACGGUUCCGUUGGCGUCGUUCCAGCCUCCGCCGCCAUACACUGACAAUCCUCCGAUUACGGACGAUCCAUCGAUGUUGCCAACGCAACCGGUUAGCCCGGCCAGCCCACCCAACGGCACAGGUGGUGCCCUAGGCUGGAACAUUGCCGGAGCGGAUAAUCCGUACCCCAACAUACCUCCUCCAACAUUUGCGGAAGCCACCUUCAAGGCGCCCAACAUUUCGAAUAAAAAUGACAGCGAGUUCACUCGAUUCGUUGGCCCGGCGGAUUAUGCCCCACGGUAUCCGACGUAUGCGUUCGCUCCGUCCGCACCUCCGGCUGAUUUGUAGAUCAUCAGUUUAAAAUUUGGAAUUGUUUAAUUGUUUUUUUGUACCCCAAAAUAAAGGUACAUAUUUUUCGAACAAUCUCUGUUACCACUUACAUUCAAUCAAAUCACAUCAAAAAGAAUUCUCAAAUUGAGCAAAAGAACAAUCACCGUAUUUUGUUACAUUUGAAUUAAUUUCAUAACUUUUUAAGAAACGCACAGCAACAAAACUGAAACUGAAAGAUAUUUUUUUUUUAACAACAUCCUACCAUAAAUUGCAUGUAAGGAUAUAAAUAAACUAUACUAGAAACAUAUAUAUAUUUUAACAAACCUCUUCACAACGUGUCAAAAAGCACGUGGUGCUCUAAGCUUACCGAUUUAAUCAAGGUUCAUAUUCUACUGGCUAAUACUUAUCUCUGCCUUACACCUCUUCAAAAUAAUAAUACGCGUAGAAAGUAUAACUUGUAGAGUCAUACAUCACAAAUAAGUAGUUACUUUUUUUCAUUUAAUGAUAAAUACGCGCCGCAGGAAAAAAAAAGAACACGACGUCAAACUGAAAAGAAGACUGUCUCGUAGUACAUUGAAUAUAGAGUGCCUAGCUGUGGAAGUAUUGCCAAAACCCGAAAGUCAACAAAUAGCGUCUGCUGAAAAUCCGUCAAUUUAAGGAAGAAAUAAGAGAAAACAAAAUACACGUGAACUUCCUCGGUCCGAUCGUUGCUAACAGCCAUGCAAGAGUAAUCUUGCAAAAAAUUGCAAUGCUUGUGGAAGAAUAAAAUGUGCUUACAUGAUGUGCUUCUUUUUUAUUAUUUGCUGUAAACUUCUUUAAAACAUAAAAAUAUAGCAUUUCUAAACAGA
This is a messenger RNA of Culex quinquefasciatus (southern house mosquito), 2460 nucleotides long. Its product is annotated as arrestin domain-containing protein 17. The transcript has 3 exons. Gene Ontology annotation, biological process: protein transport. The coding region runs from base 386 to 1630 and encodes 414 amino acids. The record is from RefSeq and is a predicted model, not a curated record. Lineage: Eukaryota; Metazoa; Arthropoda; Insecta; Diptera; Culicidae. Gene Ontology annotation, cellular component: cytoplasm.